AUGAAUAAAAGUGUAAUGGUAACCUAUGUGCUGUGGGCUGUAGGUGGGCCUUUGGGACUUCAUCAUUUAUAUUUAGGAAGAGACAGCCAUGCUCUGUUAUGGAUGCUAACUCUGGGAGGAUUCGGCUUUGGCUGGAUCAGGGAGGCCAUACGAAUCCCUUCAUAUGUCAGCGAGGCCAAUCAGGAAGCAGAGAAAGUGAAGAGAAGACACCCCACUAAGGCCAUCCCAACUCUAGGUCCUACCAGAUUUGUGGGACAGGUAUGUGUUGGGAUCUACUUUGGUACAGUGGCUCUUAUAGGACUAAACUCCCUCAGCUACUUCUACCUGCUCGUCCUUCCUUUAUGUGUGGGGGCGGGGGUACAUCUGGUGUCUACUGUGGGCCAGCAAACCUCAGAUCUUCAAAAAACUCUGACUGCAUGUCUUAUAACAUCCCCAGUUUUCUAUGGCAGUACUUUGUCACCUCUCCCUAUUAGCCUGGCUGCCAGUGUCACCGCUGCACAACACCGCAGGUUUAAACCUCCACAAAAUCCUGAAACCAAGCCAGAACUAGUUCCACGGCUGUACAGACUCGGUUUAGCCUGGCUGGCCUUCUCUGCUCCACUGGGUUACUGUAUUUUCCAUAACACCACCGCCACACUCUACUACCUGUCUGACUGUGUAUCAGCACUGCUGGAUAUGUUCUGGUUUUUACCUUGGCUUAGAGGCGCACUGGAGUACAUCCUUUUAAUGCCAUAUAGGAUCUUGUGUGCUCUGACUGGAGGAGGGUACUAUGAGGAGGCUUGGAGGAAGGUGCUGGAAAUACUGCUCAAAGAAUAUACCGAGAAAGAAAAAGAGGCUCUGCAGAUACUGUCACUGAAAGCAGAGGCCUCUCUUGAGGAGAUAACCCGGUCCUAUAGGGAGCUGGCUAAGACAUGGCAUCCAGACCACAACCCCAGCAAGGAUUCUGAGGCGAUGUUUGUGAAGAUCCAUGAGGCUUAUGAGCUCCUGCUGCAGCGGCACAAACCAAGGCGAUUCAGAUAG
Molecule: messenger RNA, 1020 nt
Organism: Sphaeramia orbicularis (orbiculate cardinalfish)
Lineage: Eukaryota; Metazoa; Chordata; Actinopteri; Kurtiformes; Apogonidae
Gene: dnajc22
Product: DnaJ (Hsp40) homolog, subfamily C, member 22
Exons: 3
Coding region: 1-1020 (339 amino acids)
Cellular component (GO): membrane
Source: RefSeq, a predicted model, not a curated record